This is a messenger RNA of Myotis myotis, 1580 nucleotides long. RefSeq names its product NFKB inhibitor alpha (gene NFKBIA). Gene Ontology annotation, molecular function: protein binding. NCBI's taxonomy places the organism in Eukaryota, Metazoa, Chordata, Mammalia, Chiroptera, Vespertilionidae. The record is from RefSeq and is a predicted model, not a curated record. The coding region runs from base 113 to 1057 and encodes 314 amino acids. The transcript has 6 exons.
GGCGCUGCCGAGCCCACAACAUCCGAGCCGCGGUCCCCCCGCCUGUGACUCUGCGAGAAGCCACCGCGCAGCCCGCGCCGAGCGCACCCGGAGCCGCGCCCGAACCGUACCCAUGUUUCACCCCGCCGAGCGCGCCCAGGACUGGGCCAUGGAGGGCCCCCGGGACGGGCUCAAGAAGGAGCGGCCGCUGGACGACCGCCACGACAGCGGCCUGGACUCCAUGAAGGACGAGGAGUACGAGCAGAUGGUGAAGGAGCUGCGCGAGAUCCGCCUGGAGCCGCAGGAAGCGCCGCGCAGCUCCGAGCCCUGGAAGCAGCAGCUCACGGAGGACGGAGACUCGUUCCUGCACUUGGCCAUCAUCCAUGAAGAGAAGGCGCUGACGAUGGAAGUGGUCCGCCAAGUGAAGGGAGACCUGGCCUUUCUUAACUUCCAGAACAACCUGCAGCAGACUCCGCUCCACUUGGCUGUGAUCACCAACCAGCCAGAAAUCGCCCAGGCACUUCUGGAAGCUGGCUGUGAUCCUGAGCUGCGAGACUUUCGAGGAAAUACCCCCCUACACCUUGCCUGUGAGCAGGGCAGCCUGGCCAGUGUGGGAGUCCUGACUCAGAGCUGUGGGACCCAGCACCUCCAGGCCAUCCUGCAGGCCACAAACUACAAUGGCCACACAUGUCUGCACUUAGCCUCCAUCCAUGGCUACCUGGGCAUCGUGGAGCGUUUGGUGUCCUUGGGCGCUGAUGUCAAUGCCCAGGAGCCCUGUAAUGGCCGAACGGCCCUUCAUCUUGCGGUGGAUCUGCAGAAUCCCGACCUGGUGUCUCUCCUGUUGAAGUGUGGGGCUGACGUCAACAGAGUCACCUACCAGGGCUACUCCCCGUACCAGCUCACCUGGGGCCGCCCAAGCACCCGGAUACAGCAGCAGCUGGGCCAGCUGACCCUAGAAAACCUUCAGAUGCUGCCAGAGAGUGAGGAUGAGGAGAGCUAUGACACAGAGUCGGAGUUCACAGAGGACGAGCUGCCCUACGAUGACUGUGUGCUUGGAGGCCAGCGCCUGACGUUAUGAGCUUCACAAAGCAUCUGAAAGAACAUGGACUUGUAUAUUUGUACAAAAACAGAGUUUUAUUUUUCUAAAAAAAAAAAAAAGAAAAGAAAAAAAGAAAUCAAAAGGGUGUACUUAUAACCACACUGCACACUGCCUGGCCCAAAACAUUUGUGGUGGAUCAGCCCUCAUUUUGUUAUUUUUAUGAACUUCGGAAGGGAACAAGAAAGAUCAUUGGAUUUCAAAGAAAACCUCUUUUAAAACUCACCAUUGCGGGAGUUUUUUGAGGUUAUCCAAAAUCUGAUGAAAGGACUGCAUUUUAUUUAUUGUCCUUUUUGAGUGAAGCCCAGCCGUGCCCUGUGACUUGUAACAAUGAGGUGUGUUGUUAAACCUUUCAGUGGUGUGGGGUUAAACCUUUCAGUGGUGUGGUGCUACCUGUCAAGGUUUGUGUUACCCUCCUGUAAAUGGUGUAAAUAGUGUAUUUUGUUGGUAAUUAUUUUGCUAUUUCUAAGAUGUAUAUUUAUUAAACAGAUGUUUACAAACAGAA